Molecule: messenger RNA, 1750 nt
Organism: Triticum dicoccoides
Lineage: Eukaryota; Viridiplantae; Streptophyta; Magnoliopsida; Poales; Poaceae
Product: hydroxycinnamoyltransferase-like
Exons: 2
Coding region: 47-1396 (449 amino acids)
Molecular function (GO): acyltransferase activity, transferring groups other than amino-acyl groups
Source: RefSeq, a predicted model, not a curated record
UCUCUCGUGAUACCUACAACACGAACGCACACGUACGGCGCACACCAUGGUGAAGGAAACCACCGAAGCGCACGGCGGCGAGGUGACCAUCAUGUCUGCGACGACGGUGGAGCCGGCGCUGCCGCUGCAGCAGCACCGUCUGCCGCUGUCUAACCUGGACCUCCUCCUGCCGCCCAUCGACGUCGGCGUCUUCUUCUGCUACCUCCACCCGGCGCCCACCGCGGCCGCCCUCAAGGAGGCGCUCGCCAAGGUGCUGGUGGCGUACUACCCGCUCGCGGGAGAGGUUGUGGCCAACGGUGACGGCGAGCCGGAGCUGCUGUGCAACUGCCGCGGCGUCGACUUCACCGAGGCUAGCGCCGGCGACACCGAGCUGCGGGAGCUUCGGCUGGGCAUUGUGGACGAGGGCGUCGACAAGCUUGUUCCCUCCAAGAAGGCCGGCGUCAUAUCUGUUCAGGUCACAAAGUUUAAGUGCGGCGGCGCCGUCGUCGGCUGCACUUUCGACCACCGGGUCUGCGACGCCUACUCCUUCAACAUGUUCCUCGUCGCAUGGGCGGCCACGUCCCGUGGUGGCUCCGUACCACCGGCACCGACCUUCCGCCGCUCCCUAGUGUCCCCGCGCGACCCAUCGCCGCGUACGUAUGCCACCAACGCCCUGAUCGACCGCCUUUUCUCCCCUCUUAGCUCAGCGUCGCCACCCCCUCCGGCCACCGUUGCCGCCACCGCUGUCAACCGCAUCUACCGUAUAGCCGCUGCCGACGUCGCGGCGCUGCAGGUCACGGCCGGGCCAGGACGCACGAAGCUUGAGGCAUUCACGGCUCACCUGUGGCAACUCUGCUCUAUGUCGGGCUCAGCACAUCAGCGUCUGUGCUGCAUGGGCAUGGUCGUGGACGGGCGCGCCCGCAUGUCACCGGACGGCGCCAUGAAGGCCUACUUCGGUAACGUGCUGACCAUAACUUACGGUGUCAACAGCAUCGACGACCUUCGUCGUCGCAUGGCGCUCGCCGACGUGGCGGACGACGUGCACCGGUGGGUGCGUGAGGCCGCGACGGACGAGCACUUCCGGGGCUUGAUCGACUGGGUGGAGGCGCUGCGGCCCAAACCGGCCGCGGCCAGGGCGUACCUGGGCGGCACCGGCGGCACCAAGGCGACGGCGUGCAUCGUGUCGUCGGGCAUGGGUUUUCCGGUCCGGGAGAUCAACUUUGGGACGGGCCUGCCGGCGUUCGCUUCGUACCACUUCCCGUGGCCCGCCGGCGCGGCAUACGUGAUGCCGAUGCCGAGUGCGCGCGACGACGGGGAAUGGGUGGUGUACGUGCAUGCAGCGCCGGAGCUGGUGAAGGUGAUGGAGGAGGAGCCGACUGUUUUCAAAGUUCUCGAGAACAGCUACGUGUUCGGAUGAAGGACAGUUGUGGUGCCUGUUAUUUAGAGUUUGUGUACGUACGUACGUACUGUAAUACCACCAACUAGAUCGUUGCUGGUAUAUAUAUAUACCCCAGAUAAUUUAUCUCUCUCUCUGUGUGUGUGUGUGUGUGUGUGUGUGUGUGUGUGUGUGUGUGUGUGUGUGUGUGUGUGUGUGUAAAAGUUGUUGCUCUACAAGGCAUUUUGUGUGUAAAAAUAAUGUAAAAACGUGUGAUUGCUAACUAGGUAUUUAAGUGUCAUCUAUUUUGACACACUAUAGCUAGUUAACUUGCUCCAUCAGAUGUGAUCGAUCAUCGAAUCGAAUAUAAGAGUGAUAAAAUAGAGGAUUUGGUCA